This is a messenger RNA of Syngnathus typhle (broad-nosed pipefish), 3109 nucleotides long. It is a transcript of the gene galt, whose product is annotated as galactose-1-phosphate uridylyltransferase. The transcript is spliced from 11 exons. The record is from RefSeq and is a predicted model, not a curated record. Gene Ontology annotation, cellular component: cytoplasm. Gene Ontology annotation, biological process: beta-D-galactose catabolic process via UDP-galactose, Leloir pathway. NCBI's taxonomy places the organism in Eukaryota, Metazoa, Chordata, Actinopteri, Syngnathiformes, Syngnathidae. The coding region runs from base 58 to 1200 and encodes 380 amino acids. Gene Ontology annotation, molecular function: UDP-glucose:hexose-1-phosphate uridylyltransferase activity; zinc ion binding.
UUCGGUAUCAAAUAGUAUGCUCUUGUUUAUACAGGAAGUAGCCGACGAAGCAUUUCCAUGCACAAUCAGCUGUUCCAAACAGAAGACUUCUCACCAACUUUAAACAAAGUUGUCGUUGUUAAUAUGAGUGGCCCCGAAACCCAAUUCGAUCCAAAAGAGCACCAGCACUUGCGUUAUAAUCCAUUGAGGGACAAUUGGGUCCUGGUCUCAGCCCACCGCAUGAAAAGACCCUGGACCGGACAAGUGGAAAAACCUCCAGAAGAAUGUAUAGCGAGAUAUGAUCCGUGCAAUCCUCUAUGUCCUGGAAACACACGUGCUAAUGGAGAGAAGAAUCCAGACUACAAGAGCACUUUUGUUUUUGUAAACGACUUUCCUGCCAUUCAGCCAGAUGCUCCAGAUCCUCCUUCAGAUCAGCAUCCAUUGUUCCGCUCUGAAGCUGCCAGAGGUGUGUGCAAGGUCAUGUGUUUCCAUCCCUGGUCUGAUGUCACCCUCCCUCUCAUGAAAAAAGAAGAGGUUGUCACUGUCAUUAACAAGUGGGCAGAGAUCAUGGAAGAACUGGGUGCCACCUAUCCAUGGGUUCAGAUUUUUGAAAACAAAGGAGCUGCGAUGGGUUGUUCCAAUCCACAUCCCCACUGUCAGGUGUGGGCCAGCAGCUUCAUUCCGAACGAGCCAGCUCUGUCCGAUCGUUGUCAGAAAGCGUUUUAUGACAAGUACCAGGAGCCAAUGCUGUUGCAAUAUGCCAAGGAAGAAGUUGAAAAAAAGGAACGUGUGGUGGUGAUGAACGCUCAUUGGCUGGCAGCGGUUCCUUACUGGGCCACGUGGCCCUACCAGUUACUGCUGUUGCCACGACGACACGUCCUCAGAAUCAAUCAGUUGACCUCAGAGGAACGAGAGAGUCUGGCUGACAUUAUGAAGCAACUGCUGACCAAAUACGACAAUCUAUUUAACGUGUCCUUUCCCUACUCCAUGGGUUGGCAUGGAGCCCCUACUGGCCCCUACUUAAAGGAAGACAGUUCACAUUGGCAGCUUCACGCUCACUACUACCCUCCUCUGCUACGCUCCGCCACCGUCAAGAAGUUCAUGGUCGGCUACGAGAUGCUCGCAACCGAGCAACGGGACCUCACUCCUGAACAGGCUGCAGAGAAGUUACGGAAUCUACCAGACGAGCACUAUAAAAGCAGGGCUGUAGAAGAAAAAUGAGAAUUAAAGUGAAAAUAUCAAUUUAACACAAUCUAAAAAUGACAAUAAUCGCUACUAACAUAAUUGUAUGUACUUGAAAAAAAUGAUUGGGUCAGUUUUUAGCGUUACAUCAAGGUAUUAUCAUUUGUGUCAACGUAUCAACGUCAUCUUUAAUAUAUCAGAAUAUGUUUCUGACGUAUGGAUUGCGUUGAAAAUGGCAACAUUUUCAAAGGGCUCACUCGCACCCAACAACAGAGGGCAAUGUCGCGCAAGGAGUAAGGCCGAGGAGAACCGAGGGUUUUGACGGGGUGGGUCACAUUUGAUAAGUAAAACAAAUGGCCUCAGUCAUUAUUUGAUAAGUAAAAAAAAUAAAAAUGCACACUGUAUAUAUUCUAAUAUAAAUAUAGAAUUGGGUAACACAAAAGCCUCAAAAUGUUGGGGAAAUGUUUUUGCUAUCAGCCCAUCUGUUUUCGAGAUGAUAUAAAAACCAGACGGAUUUUCGCUGCAUUUGGUGCAUAGAUUAUUCAUAUUUUUAUUUGCAUUGAGAACGAAUAAUAUUCAGUUGUAUGUACAGACUUGCCGCAACACCGUUAUCAUAUUUUCACAACUGUUUUUUUUUUUUAAUUAAGCUAGCUAAAUUGUGAUCCAGUUGAGCAAGUAUUGCAUUCUUUGCCUCAUCCAUCCACUUAAGAUAAAACCAAAGUGAAACCGACUUGUUUCUUUGCCUUGCGUCACUUUAUCUGACCUGCCCUCCCCCUUGUUGCCUCAAAGUAAAUAAACACAGAUGAAGAGGGUCUCUUGCCUCAAAUCUGGCUCAGCCAUCCUUCUGUAUGUAUUUGAUCCAAACAUUCCCUUUUUUUUCUUUUUUUUAAACCAUCAACACAAAGUGUGACUUGAUUUAAUUAUCUGUGCUUCCAAUUCAUUUAAUCAUCACGAUCCAAAAUUGUAGUUAAAAAAAAAAAAAGAAAAAUCCAGGCAACUAAAAUAUUCAGCACCACAACGUUGAUAGAAUUUCCAUUUAAGUGCAUUCGGAAGAGCACUUGGGAAUAUCUUAAACACACACAACGCUAUUAUUGCAAAGCUCAAUCUUUGACUUCCUAUAAAUAUUAAGCACGAUUCUACAAGGUUGAACCGGGAUGGCUCACAGAGGUCGAGCUUUGUGAAAGUCUUUUUGUGGCUGUAUGCCUUUUAUGUACUGUGACAGACCUCAUUCUUUCAAGUCAAUAUUUAUUUAAUCCUUUCGUUUCAUGGAUCUCCUCCUCAUCUAUCCCAUCACUCCUUUGAGACUCGCUGUAAGUGUGUGUGUGUGUGUUUCUACAUUAGUGUUAAGCAGCAGGUCGACUUUUUACCACACGCCCCCCCAUGAUUGACUCACGACCAGUCAUUUAAAAUGGAACUGUAAUUGCGCAAUCACAGUGACACACUGGUUUGUCCUUUAGCGGUCUCGUAUCUUUCACACGAUCAGACUCACUAUCAGUCAGAUUUCACCUCAGAUUUCACCUCACCCCGAGUGAGAUAGUGUAGAUGCAUCACCGGAGGCGACGGCGAUGUAAACUCCAAUAAUAAGGGGAAACGUGAGCAGCCGUUACCUCUGCUCAUCUGUCUGAUCAUUUGCCACAGCCCGUAGACAAGGAUGAGGGUUAGGGCAGAUGAGAGAAAUAAUCACGGAACACACAGAAACUGACAAAAUGAUGGCACUGUAGCAAAACCUGCAUGCUGCAUAUGUCGGAUUCGAAAUGACUUACCAUAAUAUAGUCGUGUGAAAUUUGGAAAAUAGAGCACAGUUUCACUUUGUGGUAAACAGACGAUGUGUUGCCUCACAAAGGUUAAUUUCACCCUAUGAAACAUUUAUAUUUUUCCUCUCUGGUGUUUAUGUAUUUAUAUUUGACUAUUUGUCUUUAUUAAAAAAAAAAAAUUCUACUGGCUUUAA